UAUCGGACGCCAUUUUCCUGAAAUUGUCGGCCGUAAAUGGUGAAAUAGACCGGUCAUUGUUAUGUAUUUAUGCACCGGCCGGGUGUUUGUGUUUGUGUGCUAUGUGGUGCAAGAAUGAAGGAAUGAGGACGUGUUAAAGUCUGUUAUACAGGCGCUACUUGCACCCUAUCAAUGGUCAAAGUGUUACUCGCGGCGAAUUGGACGCACAGGAUUACUUUUCCGUCGGGGAAUUGUCAUCGAUGGCCGGGAUUCAAGAAGGAGGAGCACAUACCAAACAGUAUCUAAAAAGCCUGUGAUCGUAAUAAGACGGCGCCAUGGACAACUUCAGCAGUCUGUUCGGUGACGACAGCCUGGGCCUGGACGGCCUGGAGUCGUUCGGCAGUCAGCCGCAGGCCACUCCGGUGCCCGUCUCUGAGGAAGCUGCCUCGGCCUUCCAGCCCAGCCCGGCCGUUUCACAGAGCAACUACACGUCUCUGGGACCACCGAUGCAGCCGAAACCGGGAUACGGCGGUCAGCCGCCGGGCUUUCCCGGUUACGGCCAGCCGCAGCCGGCGCCCGGCUACCAGCCCUACCAGACAUCGGCGGCCGGCCCGCUCGGCCCGCAGACCAGCAUGGCCGGCUCCAUGACGCCGGCGGGCGGGUACCGACAGCAGCCGGGGCCCGGGCCGGGACCGGGGCCGGGGCCGCAGCCGCCCGGCGCGCCCCAGUACGCCGGCUUCCAGCAGUACGGCGGUCAGCCGCAGCGGAUGGCCGCACCGGCCGGAUGGCCCGGCCAGCACCCGCACUACGGCGGCGGCCUGCCGCCGAGCUCGGCGUACGGCCACCCGCAGGGAUACAGCCACCACCCGGGCAUGCCGGGGCCGCCGGCCGGCGCCAGCUUCCCGCAGCACCCCGGUAUGGCGCGGCAGCAGCCGGGCGCGCCGCAGGGCAUGCCGCGUGGCGCCGCGCCCGGACCGCCGCAGCAGCCGCACUUUGGCGGCGGUCCGGGCGGCGCCGGCGGGUUCCCGGGGCAGUCGGAGCAGUACGCGGCCAUGGCGGCGCGGCAGCAGCAGGCGCAGUACGCGGCGGCGCAGCAGGCUGGCCAGCUGCCGCAGCCGCACCACUCGUACCGGUACCCGCAGCAGCCGCCGCCGCAGCAGUACCCGUACGGCGCCGGCGGCCCGCAGCAGGGCGGUGUGCCCGCUCAGUACGUGGGCUACAUGCCUGGCCAGCGGAUGCCGCGGCCCGGCGGUCAGAUGCCCGGCCAAAUGUCUCCCCAGCAGCCGCGGAUGCCCGGGCAGAUGUCCCCUCAGCAGCCGCGGAUGCCGUCCCAGCAGGCGCCGCGGAUACCGGGUCACCUUCAGGCCAUGUCAGCGGCGGCAUCCCUGUCGCCGCGGCCGCCGUCCACCGGCGCCACGCCGCCACCCUCGCAGCAGGCGCAGCAACAACAGCAAGCGCAGCAGCAGCAGCAGCAGGCGCAACAGCAACAACAGCAGCAGCAGGCCCAACAACAGCAGCAGCAGUUCGGAGGAGCUCCGUCAAGCCUGCAGCAUCUGGAGAAGAUGGUGGUGCCCGGUGUGCAGAUGAUGGACCUGCCGGGAGGGCCUCAGGCGCCCGGUGCGCCGCCACAGCAGCGGGUGCUCAGUCCGCUGGCCGGGCCGGGAGGGCCGGGCGGCUCGGCGGCCGGCGCACCCGGGCCGCGCACCCCCAUGUCUCCGGGCAUGGUGAAUCGCUCGACACCCCACAGUCCGAGCCUGGGUCCGCGCACGCCCACCUCGCCGGCGCAGUGGUCGCAGCUGCAGCGGGUGCCGUCGCCGGCGCCGGCCAGCCAGAUCGCCGCGCAGCAGCAUCAGCAGCACGCCGUGCGUAUGACCAGCAUCGACUCGAUGCUGCACAGCAUGCCCGGCUCGGGCCCGGGCCCGGGCGACAGCAGCUCCAAGAGUCCGAUGAAGAGCCCGGAGCAGGACCAGCUGCUGGCCGGCCUGUCGGGGCCCGGUGGGGACGGCUCGUCCGGCGUGCCCAACUCACUGCCCGGGUUUAUGAGUGUGAAAGACGCGGUGGGUAGUGGUGCCGGCGGGCCGCCCACCUCGUCAAUGAACAGUAUGGCGGGCGGCGGCGACCCGGCCUCCUCCGAGAUGAGGGCGCCUGUGAUGGGCAAGCCGGGCCAGCCAGGCCACCCGCCACAGCACCAAGGGCCUGGCGGCAUGUUCCCCCGCUACCAGCAGCCCAACAUGUACCAACAAUCACCGGCGUACCAGCAGCAACAACAGCAGCAACAACAGCAGCAGCAACAACAGCAGCAGCAACAACAGCAGCAGCAGCAGCAGCAGCAGCAGCAGAUGCAUCAGCACAUGCAGCACAUGCAGCAGAUGCAGCGGCCUCCUGGGCCGGGCCCGGGUGGCUACGGCGGCUCGCGUGACGGCAUGUUCGACCCUCAGUUCCGGCCCGGCAUGCACCCAGGGCUCAGCCCCCAGCAGCAGCAGCAAAUGCCGCGCGCGCGCACCUGGACGCCCGAGGCGGUGGUGCCGCGUCUGCCGUCGAUGCCGCAACAGGGGCCGCCGCAGCAGCUGCGGCCCCAGUCGCCCAUGGCCUCCUUCGGACGGCCGCCGGCCUCGUUCGCCGGGCCGUCGCCCACGCCCGCGUCGCCGGCGUCGCAGCGGCUCACCCCGACGCCGACGUCACGGCCGGCGUCGGUGAGCGCGUCUCCGCAGCCGCCGCGCUCGGUGGAGCCGCCCGCGGCGGCGGCGGCGCCGUCCCCGCAGCCGAGUGCGGAGCCGCCGCCGCCACCGCCGCCGGCCGCGCCCGAGGAGCCCCCCGGCCGACCCGACUCACUGCCCGACCUGGGCGCGGACCUGGGGGCGGCCGCGCCGCCGCCGCAGUCCGAGACUGCCCCGUCACCGCCGCCACCCCCGGCGCCGGCCGCACCGGAGCUGUCCUCUCCAGCGACGGAGUCGGAGCCGGCUGGCUUGUCGGGGGCCUCGCCCCAGGCCGGCCUGGCGCCGCCGCCAGCCGGCGCCGAGAGCGUCUCACCGAGCGCCACCGCGCACCCCGGCAUCCGGUUGCCGGGAGUUAACUCAGGAGCGUCGCCACAGGCGGGAGCCGCCAGCGCCGGCCCUGGAGCGCCGCCGCCGCAGCCGGGCACGCCCGGAGUGCAGCAGCCGAGCGCGACAGCAGCCGGCGGCCCGGCGCUGCCGCAACCCAACUCAGGAAUCGCCACCCCCGGGAUGCUACCGCGCCCGGGCGGCGCCAACGAAAUGCCACAGUUCUCACGAGCCCCGGGCAUGCCCCCCGCCUCGGCGGGCGGCCCGCCAGUGCCGUCGUUUCAGAGGACACCUGGAAUGCCACCGUUCUCCUCGGCUCCGGGGAUGCCGCCAUCAUCGAGCGCCCCUGGCCUGCCACCGUCGUCUACAGCGCCGCAGAUGCCGCCGUUUUCUGGGGCGUCUGGGAUGCCCCCGUCGUCCGGAGCGUCCGAGCUGCCACCGUUCUCAGCUGCCCCUGGGAUGCCACCUUCAUCAGGGGCACCUGCAAUGCCGCAAUUCUCGUCAGCUCCAGGAUUGCCGCCCUCGUCCCUAGCUCCCGGAAUGCCACCUUCGUCCGGAGCACCCGGAAUGCCACCUUUCUCGGGAGCCCCCGGAAUGCCUCAGUCAUCAAUGGCGUCCGUUCGACCGCCGUUCUCCGGAGCACCGAUCGUGUCCUCAGCACCCGGACUGCCACCUCACUCGGACGCCGGCCCAACGCUUCGGCCGGGUGCACCGGGCGUACCCACAUCAGCCAGCGACGCGGCGCCGGGCCAGCCCCCCGUGGGCGCCGGCCCGCCUCCGCCGCCCGGCGCUCCCGGUCCGAUGAUGCCAGGCGCGCCGCCUUACCGCGGCCCCACGCCGUUCUCGACUGCCGGCGGCCCGGGCGUGCCGGCGUCGUCCGCCGGCGGCGAGAUGCCGGCCGCGUCAGGCGCCGCCGGGCCGCCGCAGCACCCAGGCUUGCCGCCGCACAUGGCCGGCUCGAUGCCACCCGGUAUGCAUCCGGGCAUGCACCCCGGUCAGCCGGGGAUGCCGCCGUUCGGCCAGCCGGGCUACCCGGGCGGACCGCCGCGGCCGGGCAUGGCACCUCAGAUGGGCGGCCAGUUCGGACCGCGACCGGGCCCCGGGCCGGGCGGCGUGUUUGGGCCGCGGCCGGGCAUGGUGGGUCCGCGGCCGCCGCUCACCAUGGAGCAGCGGCACGCGGUGCAGUUUGAGCUGCAGCAGGUGCAGCAGCGGCUGCAGCACCUGUACACCCUGCCGCCGGCGCCGGAGCAUCAGCAGCCGAUUCAAGAGCUCCAGCAGCGCGCCCAGUUUCUGCAGAUGCAGCUGGGCCCGCCGCCGGGGCCACCCACCUACCAGGGCGCCCCUCCUCCAGGCUAUCCUGCGCCGGGAGCGCCGCCCGGCCCACUGCCUCCGCAACAGGGCCCGAUGGCUCCGGAGAGCGCCACCGGCGACCCGGCCGCGCCCGCUGAGGAAGCUGAGCAGACGCCCACCGGCAAACGAUCGCGCAAACGCGCCACGCCCAAAACGCCGCGCGAGCCUCGCGCCAAACGCGAGCCCAAGACACCGCGCGCGCGCAGCCGCAAGAAGAAGGGCGCAGCUGCCGAGGAGGAGGAGGUGAAGACUGAGACAGCUGUGGACUCGGAGGUGCCGCCGCCUGCUGAUGGCGACGCGCCGCCGGCCGCCGAAGGAGCCGAGGAGGGCGCCGAGAAACCGGCGGCCGACGCCACCGUCAGUCCGGCCAAGCCCAAACGGAGACGGACUCCGCGCAGUCGCAAGAAGGCCAAGGAGGAGCCCGAUGUGGCAGCAGCAGUGGCGGCCGCGGAGGCGAGCUCAGAGCAGCCGGCGCCGACCGCCGACUCCGACACGGUCCAGAAGACGAGCGAUGACGGAGCCGAGGAGACGCCGGCGGCGGCGCCCAAACCGCCCCGGCCGCGCGUCAAGUCGGCCACACCGUCCAGGAAGAAGCCCCGCGCCAAACUGGCACUCAACUUCAAGAAGAAGAAGCGUCGGCGCGGAAGCGACAGCGAGGCGUCGGACUUGGAGAAGACGCCGCCGCCGUCACCGCCGCCUGACGACUCGCAGAGCAACAAGCGCCGCUCUGGCCGUAACGCGGGCGGUCGCAAAAAGUACGUGGACGACCUGGAUCUGCGUGAGCUGGCGCAGAUCUCGGACGAGGAGACCAACAAAAAGGAGACGGAGGCGGCCGCGGCGGCCAUCGCGCCCAACUGCGCCUUCAUCAAUACGAACGACGAGGACUCCAUGAUCGUGCAGUACAUCCUGGGCGAGCGAAAGGGCAAGCGUGAGGUGAUUCCUGACGAGCCGCCUGCACCGCCGCCACCGGCCACCAAACAGGAGGGCUCCGAGGCCGCCGGUGCCGAGACUGAGACCAAGACGGCGCCCGCUGCCGACGGAGAGGCCCCGACUGAAGACAAACCGAAACCGGAGGGUGACGAGCAGACCCCGAUGGAUACCUCGGACGGCUCGGAGCAGCCGAAACCGGCUGAAACCGUCGCUAACGGCUCGGACGAUGGAGCCGAGAAGGCGUCAGACGCGACGGCGUCCGGUGACAAGGAGUCAGUCGAGACGGCCGAGAAACCGGCGGACGAAGACGCCAAGCCUGCAGACGGAGACGGGAAGCCGUUGGAAGGGGACGCCAAGCCGACUGACAGCGGCAAGCCGGCGGACGGCACGGUGGCGGUGGCUGAGGCCAAGCCGGCCGACGCGCCGCCCAAGAAGGUCGAGUAUGUUGAGAUGGACGAGUUCUAUGUCAAGUACAAGAACUUCUCGUACCUGCACUGCGAGUGGCGCACGGAGGACGAACUGCUGCGCGGAGAUAGACGCAUCGCCUCUAAGAUCAAACGCUACCAGCAGAAAAAGCAGCAGUCGCAGAACGUACUCGAUUUCCUGGACGAGGAGCUGUACAACCCGGACUUUGUGGAGGUGGACCGUGUGCUGGACAUGUCCGAGUACACGGACCCCAACACGGGCGACAAGAGCCGGCACUUCCUGGUCAAGUGGCGCUCGCUCUCCUACGAGGACUGCACCUGGGAGCUGGAGGAGGACGUCGACAAGCCAAAGAUCGCCAGCUUCCUCAAGUAUCGCGAGCCGCCGCCCAAGGAGCAGCGCACGAGAAAGAAGCGUCCGAAGGCGUCCGAGUGGACAAAGCUGGACAAGUCUCCGCGCUACAAGAACGACAACGCGCUGCGCGACUACCAGUUGGAGGGUCUCAACUGGCUGACGUUCUCCUACUACAACGGCCACAACUGUAUCCUGGCCGACGAGAUGGGUCUGGGCAAGACGAUCCAGGCGCUGACGUUUGUGCACGCUGUGUACGAGUACGGCAUACGCGGUCCGUUCCUGGUGAUCGCGCCGCUCUCCACCAUCCCCAACUGGCAGCGGGAGUUCGAGGCGUGGACCGACCUCAACGUCAUCGUCUACCACGGAACGUCGGCCAGCCGGAACAUGAUCGCCGAGUACGAGCUCUACUUCAAGGACGCCGACGGCAAGCGCAUCCCGGACAUUUACAAAUUCAACGUGUGCAUCACCACCUACGAGGUGGUCAUCCAGGACUGUCUGGAGCUCAGUGAGGUGCCGUGGCGAGUCUGUGUCAUCGACGAGGCGCACCGUCUGAAGAACGCCAACUGCAAGCUGCUGGAGGGUCUGCGCCUGCUGGAGAUCGAGCACCGCGUCCUGCUCUCCGGCACGCCCCUGCAGAACAACAUCCGUGAGCUGUACUCGCUGCUCAACUUCCUGGAGCCGCAGCAGUUCGCCUCCGAGGAGCAGUUCAACAGCGAGUUUGGUGAGCUGCGCACCGACGAGCAGGUCAAGAAGCUGCAGGUGCUGCUGAAGCCCAUGAUGCUGCGACGACUCAAGGAGGACGUGGAGAAGAGCCUGGCGCCCAAGGAAGAGACCAUCAUCGAGGUGGAGCUGACCAACAUCCAGAAAAAGUACUAUCGAGGUAUCCUGGAGAAGAACUUCUCGUUCCUGGCCAAGGGCUCGUCCUGGUCGAACCUGCCCAACCUGAUGAACACCAUGAUGGAGCUGCGCAAGUGCUGCAUUCAUCCGUACCUCAUCAAUGGCGCGGAGGAGCAGAUCCAGCACGAACAACGGAUGGAGACCAAAGACCAGAGCGGCGUGGAGAACUCCUACUUCCAAGCGAUGGUGCAGAGCGCCGGUAAGCUGGUGCUCGUCGACAAGCUGCUGCCCAAGCUGAAGGCGCAGGGACACCGGGUGCUCAUCUUCUCGCAGAUGGUCCGCAUGCUCGACAUCCUCGAGGACUACCUCAUCGCCAAAAAGUACCCGUUCGAGCGGAUCGACGGCCGGAUCCGGGGUGACCUGCGUCAGGCGGCCAUCGACCGCUACUGCCGGCCCGACUCUGACCGAUUCGUGUUCCUGCUCUGCACCAAGGCUGGCGGACUGGGCAUCAACCUGACCGCCGCCGACACCGUCAUCAUCUAUGACAGCGACUGGAACCCACAGAACGAUCUGCAGGCGCAGGCGCGCUGCCACCGUAUCGGCCAGCAGAAGAUGGUCAAGGUGUACCGACUCAUCACACGCAACACCUACGAACGGGAGAUGUUUGACCGGGCCAGUCUCAAGCUGGGUCUCGACAAGGCCGUUCUGCAGAGCAUGAACACGGGCCAGAACAAGAGCGGCGUGGAUCCCAACAAACAGCUCAGCAAGAAGGAGGUUGAGAUCCUUCUAAAGAAGGGUGCGUACGGCGCCCUGAUGGAUGACGAUACGGCGGGUCAACAGUUCUGCGAGGAGGACAUCGACCAGAUCCUCGAGAAGCGCACACAGGUCAUCACCUUCGAGGAGGAGAAGGGCUCCAGCUUUAGCAAGGCCUCCUUCUCGACGGCCGGAAACCGCUCCGAUAUUGACAUUGACGACCCGGACUUUUGGAACAAGUGGGCCAAACGGGCUGAGGUUGGCCAGGACGACACGCCCGCGCAGAACGAGCUGAUUGUGGCUGAGCCGCGCCGCCGGAGCCGCAUCAAACGCUACGGUCAGGAGGAGGCGCUGCUGCAGAACGUGUCCGACAUCGGGAGCAGCUCCGACUCGGACGAGAACAAGGAGAAGGAGGACGUGCCGGGCCGGUCCCGUCGCGGUCGCGCGCCGCGCUACCGACCGGACGACGACCUGGACUUCAUCACGGGCGAGGGCGCCGUCUGCUACGGCAACUGGACGCGUCACGAGUGCUUCAAGGUGGAGAAACAGCUGUUGGUGUUCGGCUGGGGCCGCUGGACGGAGAUCCUGCGACACGGCGGCUUCCGAGACGGCUGGACCGAGGCGCACGUGGAGGACCUGGCACGUCUGGUGCUGCUCCAGUGCAUCAAGGUGUACAAGGGAGAUGACAAGAUUCGAGGCUUUAUCUUUGAUCUCAUUUCGCCCAGCAACCAGGACACAUCGAAGCUGGGACAAAACCAUAUAGCGGGACUGUCGGCACCCGUGCCUCGCGGCCGAAAGGGCAAGAAGAAGCAGCGUGAGGCCAAGAUGGUAGCCCAAUACAUGGAGGAAUCCGACUGGAGCAAGGACAAGCGGUACAACACGGAGGUGUACCUGGACCGCAGCUACCACCGCCACCUGAACCGGCACUCCAACAAGGUGCUGCUCCGGGUGCGCAUGCUGUUUUACGUGCAGACGGAGAUUAUCGGCGACCUGGCGCCCAAAAUCAUGGACAACGUGCCCGUCAGUGAGCUGAACAUGCAGACGCCCUGGCUGGACCAGCCGCCGACCGGCUGGUGGGACGCCGAUGCCGACCGUUCGCUUCUCGUCGGCACCUACAAGCACGGCUACGAGCGCUACCACCAGAUGCGGCUGGACCCUGCGCUGUCGUUCCUGGGGCGCUGCGGUCCUCCCGAGGGCGCCGCGCCUGGCACUGACACGGCCGAGACUGACACGGACGCCGGACCCGACGACGACCUGGACAAGGAGGACACCAUCUCGUCAGCGGUGGCGUCGCCGGCGCCCAGCUCGGACACGACGCGCGCCUCGACACCGGCGCCCUCCACCGCGUCCGAGCAGUCGGCAGUGACGUCUGCCGGCCCGGGUCCGUCCAUGUCCGGCGACCGUCUGCCGUUCCCGGCCAACGCCGACCUGAACACGCGUCUCAGACGCAUGGUCACCGCCUACCAGCGGAACUAUAAGAAGGAGGAGCAGAAAAUGCAGGCCCAGGCGCGCAAGAACGAGCGGCGCGAGAAGAUCGAGCAGAUCGUCCGCGAGCGGGAGAUGCGCAAGCUGGAGCUCUCGCAGAAGCGCUGGACACGACAGGAGGAGGCCAGCUUCCUGCGCGUGGUGGCCGCCUUUGGCGUCGAGUACCACAGGAAGGAGAAUCGCUACGACUGGAACCGAUUCCGUGCGACGGCUCGGCUCGAGAAGAAACUCGACGACACGCUCACAGAAUACUACAACGAGUUCCGAGCCAUGUGUCAGCGGGUGGCGGCCGGCGAGCCACCACCGCCGCCGCCGCCGGCCGCCGCUGGCACGCCCGCGCCGCCGGCCGCCGCCGAUCUCAUCCCGCGCUCGCAGGCUGUCUACCUGAUGGAGCGGAUUGACCUGCUCAACACGCUGCGGAACGAGGUGGUGGUGCACCCGCAGCUGGAGGAGCGGCUCAAACUGUGCCAGGAGGCGCCCAACCUGCCCGCCUGGUGGACGCCCGGCAAACACGACCGAGACCUCGUCAUCGGCGCCCAUCGGCACGGCAUCGGCAACAGCGGCUUCUACAUCCUGCACGACCCGGACCUGUCCUUCCGAGAUGUCGUCAACAGGCACAUGAAGGGCAUGAAGCUCGUCGACAGGAAGGACAAACAAAAGUACGCCGACUGGCGAGCCACCAUCAAGCGUGACGCGGUGCCGGCAGCCGUAGCCGAUGGCGGUGCGGACGAAGACAAGGCGGCGGCUGACGGCACGGCAGACAAGCCGGCAGUCAAGGCAGAGACGAACGCAGACGCGAACGCGGACUCGAACACGGAAACUGCAGUGAAAGCUGACGUGACAGAGGGUGAACAGGAGACGAAAGAGGAGAAGGAUAAUGAGGAAGGGGAAGAGAAGAUGGACGUAGAUAAAGAAGGAGAGAAGGAGGGUGAGGAUAAGUCCGAUAAAUGUGAUCAGAACGGGGAGAAAGAAGUGGCUCUGCCGAAUGGUGAGACCAAGGACGGGGAACACGGAGAGGAGGAGGAGGAGAAAGAGGCGACAGAGGACGGCAAGGAGAAGGAAAAGGAAGCCGAGGACAAUGGCGAGACAAAGACCGAGUCGGGUGACUCUGAGAAACCUGUGAUAGAGACGGCCGAGGCGCCGGCACCGGCCGAAGAGCCAAAGUGUAACGGUGACGACGCUGGUGAGCACGUGGAGAACGGCGAAACUCCGGCGACGGCCGAUCGGGAGAACUCUGACGAUAAGGAGGGCUCCGAGGAGCCGGUCAAAAAGGAUUCAGACGCCUCGCCGGCCGAGAAAGUCACUGCCGAUGACGGCAAGGCGGCCAAGAAGGAGGCGCCAGAACCGAGCCCCAAAGAGGCCGAGCCGACCAAGGUGAAGGCGGAGAAGUCCGGCGGCGCGUCGGGCAGGGAGGAGGCGGUGUUGCCGCGCCUGCCGAACCCGGCCGCCUCCCAGCCGCUGAUGGGCCUCUAUCAGAUGGAGGAGUCGAUCAGCAAGUACGGCCACCUGUACGACCCCGAGGUGCUCCAGGAGGCGGCCAUGAUCCAGAUGCUGCACCAGAACUACGCGGCGCCCAUCCACUGGCCGUCCGACCACACGCUGCACAUGCGGCUGCAGCACAUUGUGCACGCCGUGGAGACGGGCGUGUGGCCUAAGGUUGACUACUCCUCGCUGCCUACCGACCCGCUCGACCCCGGCCUGAUCGGUGUGGGCCAGCCGCGGGACGAGUCGCGGCCCGGCACCAGCCGGCGGGCGGCGGCGGCAGCGGCAGCAGCGGCGGCCGCCGGCGCCGACCUGGUGGCCGCCGGCUCAUCGUCCGGUCCCGGCGGCCUGGCAGAGGUGACCCCGGAGCCGCCGCGCCAGCCGACCGCCGACGACGCCGACCGGCGCGGCAGGAAGCGGCGCCACGGCCCGACCGAGACCGACUCGGAGCGGGCCAAACUGCGCGCGCUGCUCAACCACAACCUCCAGAGCAUCACCCGGCUGUCGGGCAAACCGCGCACCGAUAGCUGCGGCGAGUCGGACGACGCGCCGCCGCCGCCGCCGCCCCCGCCGCACGGCGACGACCACCAGCCGCCGCCGGCACACCAGCACGGGCCGCGUGGCGGCGGUGCGCACGGCGGCAUGGACCUCAGCUUUAAGACGCCGGCGUCCCAGAGCCCGCGCGCUGUGACGCCGGGCCCGCCGCACUCGGCGCACUCGUUCGCCGCGCCGGCGUCGCACGGCUCGGCUGCCAAGGGAGACGACGUGUUGGAUUUAUCGGCCAGUCUGAGCAAGAGCCGCUCGUCGACUCCACACAGCGAGAAGACGGAUGACGGUGUGCUGGACCUGCACCUGAGGUCGGGCGGAGCGGCCGGCGGGCUCGGCCGACCCGCCAGCGGCCUCGGCAGUCGACUUGACUCCACUCUGGACCGACUCAAGAAACGAUCGGGUGAAGAGGCCACCGGCAAGGAAAAGAAGCGGCGCAAACUGGACUCGAUCAUCUCGGGCCUGUGCGCCAAGACGACCAGCGCCCCGCCGGCCACCUCUGUCUCCGUAUCUGUGGCCGUCUCACAGCGCGACAUGGCGCCAUCGGUCAGCAUCACACCCGUGCCGCGCGCAUCCGGGCAGCUGCCGCCUCCGGCACACGGCGCGCGAGACGACCUCUUCCCUGAUAUCACACUGAGCAGGAGCAGCCGGCGUUCACAGGAGGGCUCGGCACUGCCCGCGCACGACAUGCAUAAACCGGACUCGAAGGUGUAUAACUGGCUGGAGUCGCAGCAGAAGGCGUCACCAUCGGCCAGCGGCGGUCGGGACCGGCCCGGUGCCCUCUCAGGCAAACUGCCGGCCUCGUUCGAGCCACCUGCCGUGGACUGGUCGCGUCUCAGUCAGGACACGCCCGUACCCGUGGUGCACCGGCUCUCCGGCAAAAAGCUGUCUGGCUCUGCGGCGCCGCAGCUGAAGAACCUGGCGCCGUGGCUGCUGGAGAACCAGAUGUACGACGUGGACCCACACUGGGCCGCCCAGAAGGCCUCGCCAUCGUCACGCUCGUCCAAGGGCUCGGAGCGCCGCAAGGGCCCCGGCCGGCCGCCCAUGAGCCCGCCCUCCUCCUCGGCAGCCUCCGGGUCUCGCUCGUCGGGCGCCGCCACCAGCAGCUCGCUGUUCGGCGGCCUGGGCGGCAAGAUGGACCCUAAGAACCCGCUCUUCGGCAUGGACCCCAAGAACCUGUUGUACGGCAUGGAUCCCAAGAUGAUGGCGGCGUACGGCAUCGACCCGCGCAUGAUGUACAUGGACCCCAAGGUGCUGGCGUCGAUGGGGCUGGACGCAAAGGCCAUGGCCUCCAUGGGCAUGGACCCCAAGAUGCUGGCUGCCAUGAGUGACCCCAAGAUGUUGGCUGCCAUGAGUGACCCGAAAAUGCUGGCGGCUAUGAGUGACCCUAAGGCCAUGGCGGCUAUGAUGGAUCCGAAGAUGCUGGCCGCCAUGGGGCUAGACCCAAAGAACGUGAUGUCCUCGCUCGGCCUCGACCCCAAGAUCAUGGCGUCGAUGGGCAUGGAUCCAAAGGCCAUGGCGUCAAUGGGACUCGAUCCCAAGGCCAUGGCCGCCAUGGGAUUAGACCCUAAAUCCAUGGCGGCCAUGGGCUUGGACUCCAAGGCCCUCGCCGCCAUGGGCUUGGACCCGAAGAUGAUGGCUUCCAUGGGACUCGAUCCCAAAGCGAUGGCCUCGAUGGGACUCGACCCCAAGGCGUUAGCGUCGAUGGGACUGGAUCCAAAAUCGAUGGCUGCCAUGGGACUGGACCCCAAGGCUAUGGCGGCCAUGGGACUGGACCCCAAGGUGCUAGCCUCCAUGGGGCUUGAUCCAAAGGCCCUGGCGUCGAUGGGUAUGGAUCCCAAAGCCAUGGCGGCGAUGGGCCUCGACCCCAAGAUGCUGGCCUCGCUGGGAAUGGACCCGAAAGCUGCCGUCUCGAUGGCUCACGACUCGAAGGCGUCAACCAGCUCAGGGAUGGACUCGAAAACGAUGGCGUCAAUGGGCCUCGACUCCAAGACGAUGGCCUCGAUGGGACUGGACCCUAAGGCGAUGGCUUCCAUGGGUCUCGAUCCCAAGAUGCUGGCCAUGAUGGCUGGCCUCGACCCGAAGAUGAACCCGUACGCGGCGGGCCUGGACCCGCGGGUGCUCAGCCAACUGGACCCCAAGACACUGGCCAGUCUCGCCAUGGACCCGAAACUCUACUCCAUGAUGGGGAUGGACCCCAAGAUGUUCGGUCUGGACCCGAAGAUGCUGCAGGGCAUGGACCCUAAGAUGCUGAUGGACCCCAAGAUGAUGGCCGGUCUGGAUCCGCGCAUGUUCGGGAUGCUGGCGGGAAUGGACCCGCGCACCUCGGCCGCGCUGGCCGGACUGGACCCCAAGACGCUGGCGCAGAUGGACCCGGCGAUGCUGGUGAGUUUGGGCAUCGACCCCAAGCUGCUGCAGAUGCUGGCCGAGCCCAAGGCCUCCCCGUCGGCGUCCAAGUCGAGCGGCGGCAGCUCGUGGACGGUGACGGCGGCGUCGAGCGCGUCGGCCACGUCUCCGGCGCGAUCGACACCGAGCCGCUCGUCCACGGGGGGCGGCAGCGCCGGCCGAUCCACCCCGCGCAGCUCGGCGCCCUCGUCGGCCGCCGCGGCGGCGUCCACGGCGGCGGCUAUCGCGUCAGCGACGGCAGCGGCGGCGGCGGCGGCGUCGAUGGCGUCCAUCACCACGACUCCGGCGCAGACCACCACCCACACCACCCCGUCGUCGUCCGCGCUGGCUGCGGCGGCGGGCAUGUACGGCCUCGACCCCAGCCUGCUGCAGGGGCUGGACAACAAGCAGCUGGCGCAGCUCGGGCUGGACCCCAAGGCGCUGGCGGCGCUCGGCCAGCGCGGCGCCAACCCGUUCCUCAUGGGCAUGGACCCCAAGAUGCUGGCCGGGUUCGACCCGAAGCUGCUACAGAGCAUGGACCCGAAGAACAACCCGCUGCUGACUGGGCUGGACCCGAAGCUGCUACAGGGACUCGAUCCCAAGGCUCUGGCGUCACUUGACCCCAAGAACAACCCGUACCUGGCCGGGCUGGCUGGUAUGGACCCUAAGAGCGCCGCGCUCAUGGCGAACUUCGGCAUGGACCCCAAGAACCCGUUCCUGGCCGGUCUGGACCUCAAGGCGCUCGGGCUGGACCCGAAGGCCCUGGGACUCGACCCAAAGGCGCUAGGGCUGGACCCAAAGGCCCUUGGUCUAGAUUCGAAGGCGUUAGGUCUCGAUCCGAAAGCUCUCGGGCUGGACCCCAAGGCGCUUGGACUUGACCCCAAGGCGUUAGGGUUCGACCCGAAGGCGUUAGGACUUGACCCGAAGGCAUUUGGCUUGGACCCGAAGGCCCUAGGACUGGACCCGAAGGCUCUCGGACUGGACCCGAAAUCGCUGGGACUCGACCCCAAGCAUCCACUGUAUGGGAUCGACCCCAAGAUGUUGGGCAUCGACAUGAACAACCCGAUGAUGUUCGGCAUGGGUCUGCCGGGCAUGUACCCGGGCAUGGGUAUGCCUCCCAUGUCGGCCGCCGACCACGCCACCACCAAGGCCGAGACCAAGGCGGAGAAGCGGGCGGCAGCAGCAGCAGCGUCGGCCGCCUCAGCCGCCGGCCUAACAUUCGGCUCCCUGUUCCCGGCGCAGAGCAUGGCCGGCAUGGCGGGCAUGUACCCACCGAUGGGCCCUCCCGGCUGGCCGGCCGGCGCCUCGUUCGCCAAUCCGCUGCUGACUCAGUCGUCCCUGUUCAACGGUCUGAGCGGCGCGGCGCCCGGCGGCACGGCCACCGUCUCGUCGACGCGCACCAAGCCUACGCCCAGCUCGACGGUCACCUCGGAGGAGGCCGGCGGCUCGGGCAGCAGCGGCGAGCGGCGUGCCGAGCGAGAGAAGAUCCGCUCCCUGCUCAAAGACAAGGUGGACAUCAAGGGAGGCCUCACCAAGGAGCAGCGCAACCUGCUCAAGGAGCGGAAGCGCGAGCGGCUGAUGAAGGAGCAGGACGGCUCGCUGGACCUGCGCGCGCGCGAGCAGCUGGAGGCGGCCGAGCGGCUGGCGCGCGAGAUGGAGCGCGAGCGGCGCGCAAAGGACAAGGACCUGGACGCCAAGGAGCGCCGGCUGGCCGAGGCGCACGCGGCCAUGCUGAGCGGCCGGGCGGCGGCCUCCGAUGAAGAGCCGGCCGUCAGUGCUGCCGCGGCCACCACCGGCGCCGAGGAGGUGCCGCUGGCAGCGUACCCACCGCCGGCCGCGCCGCCGCCCCCACCCCCCGCGCCGGCGCCGGCCUCGCCGCCUCCCUCGGAGCGGCACGAGGCGCCGGCGGCGGAGGCGGCGGAGCCGGCCGCGGCGGCCGCCCCGGCCGGCAGUGCGCCCGCCGCCGGGGACGGCGACAGUGAGACGUACAAAGAGGGCGCCAGUGGUGAGCCGGGUGACGCGCCGGCGCCGGCCGCGGCGGCCGAUAGUGACCAGACAGACGCGGACAAUAAGGACGACGCGCCAGCGACGUAGGCGCGCGCGCGCGCGACGCUCUAGCGUGUGACUGUGCAGCGGCGAGCGCGAACCGUUUCCUAUCCCUUAGCUCAGCCCGUGCGGCUGCGCGCGCGUGGCACGCCAAUGCGCUGUAUCUGCAUGGAUUCUCGUCAGUUUUCUUAUUGUUCUGCGGUGUUAUUGUGUCGAUGAUAAAUCGAUUUAUAGUUUUCCAUUUAUGGACACAGUGAUUUUCUAUUCGUCUUUUUACGAUCAUUGCAAUAUGAACCUUCGAAUGUCAUAAUGUUUUACUCAUCUGCGCGUGGAUAUCGAAAGUCGCAAUGUUUUGUUUGGCACGCACGGAGGCGGAGCACCUGAACAUGCCGGCUCCAGCGCGCGCGCUCUGUGGCCCUGGGCUCCCUUCUUUUUCACAUGUAUAAGACAUUUGUCUCAAUAGUGUUCGUUUUUUGUAAAAUAUUCGACCUGUAGAGAUACCUAUUAAAUGGGAUCUUGGUACAAAA
Messenger RNA from Amphibalanus amphitrite, 16138 nucleotides. RefSeq lists its product as uncharacterized. Gene Ontology annotation, molecular function: ATP binding; ATP-dependent chromatin remodeler activity; protein binding. The record is from RefSeq and is a predicted model, not a curated record. Lineage: Eukaryota; Metazoa; Arthropoda; Thecostraca; Balanomorpha; Balanidae. The coding region runs from base 315 to 15659 and encodes 5114 amino acids. The transcript is spliced from 33 exons.